Messenger RNA from Sphenostylis stenocarpa, 444 nucleotides. The record is from the annotation of a GenBank genome assembly. NCBI's taxonomy places the organism in Eukaryota, Viridiplantae, Streptophyta, Magnoliopsida, Fabales, Fabaceae.
AUGCGUCUCACUGUUCCCCCAAGAGAUCCCUGCUUCCACUCUUCCUCAAUCCCUCUUUUUCCCCGCGUAGUAGCCCCCACUCUCCCUACACCUUCACUUCUCCUUUUCCCUUUCAGCCUUAUCGCGCCACCCGCACCUUGCCAAUCACCUCCAACCACGGCCAGCACCACUCCAGCUCCCUUCUCAACCCUUCAUUGGAGCCCGCGAAACCCCUAUUCAACUCCGGCCGCAGCUCCUCCACUGCGACUCACAACACCACCAAACGACCACCAUAAGCCCGCCACAAUCACUCCCCCAAAUCGUCGGGAGACCAACACGACCAUCCCCAUCUCCAGCCUCUCUAAUCUUUCCCACCACAAAUCACCACCGCUCCUCCAUCUCAUCGUAGCUAACCGCCACCAUCGCACCAGCCCUAGCCACUUACACGACUGCCUUCAUCCCUAA